CUGUAGGCGGACCAGCACAGUCGUAGCCUGUAUCGUCAGACCAGACAUAGGAUACAGACAACAACAGUGACAGAUCAAGACCGCAUUUCUGUUUGCAACCUGCUAUGGGUGUAGUCUGAAAAGUGGAUACAGUAGCGCACCGCAGUAUACCUCGAAGUUUUAUCCUCAUGAAGGAGCUCCGUCCUGGCUGAGUUUGGGAGAUGGGAGUACUCAACAUUGCAGACCAGCCUCCUCUGGUCCAGGCCAUCUUCAAUCGUAAUGCUGAAGAAGUUCAACUACUAUUGCACAAAAAGGAGGAUGUCAAUGCACUGGACCAAGAGCGCCGUACGCCACUUCAUGCUGCUGCCUGUGUGGGUGACGUCCAUAUAAUGGACCUCCUCAUUGAAUCAGGUGCCACUGUAAAUGCUAAAGACCACGUAUGGUUGACCCCGUUGCACAGGGCGGCUGCUUCCAGGAAUGAAAGGGCAGUGGGUCUGCUGCUGAGGCGUGGAGCAGAGGCAAACGCACGAGACAAGUUCUGGCAGACUCCGCUGCAUGUGGCGGCUGCCAACCGUGCCACACGUUGCGCAGAGGCUCUGCUGACCCAGCUGAGCAGCCUGAACAUGGCAGAUCGCACGGGCAGAACUGCCCUGCACCAUGCUGCUCAGAGUGGGUUCCAGGAGAUGGUGAAGCUGCUGCUGAACAAAGGGGCCAACCUGAGUGCCAUCGAUAAAAAGGAGAGGCAGCCUAUCCAUUGUGCUGCUUACUUGGGGCAUGUGGAGGUUGUGAAGUUGCUGGUGUCCCGUAGUGCAGACAAGAGCUGCAAGGAUAAGCAGGGCUACACACCUCUCCAUGCAGCUGCUGCAAGUGGUCACAUCGAAAUUGUAAAGUACCUACUGAGGAUGGGGGCAGAAAUCGAUGAGCCCAAUGGCUUUGGAAACACUCCGCUCCAUGUGGCUUGCUACAUGGGACAGGAGGCAGUGGCUACCGAGCUGGUGAACCACGGAGCUAAUGUUAACCAGCCCAAUAAGUGCGGCUACACCCCUUUGCACCUGGCCGCUGUCUCCACCAACGGUGCCCUCUGUCUGGAGUUGCUGGUCAACAAUGGGGCAGAUGUCAACCAGCAGAGCAAAGAAGGGAAGAGCCCCCUGCACAUGGCAGCCAUUCAUGGACGCUUCACACGCUCUCAGAUCCUCAUCCAAAAUGGUGGGGAAAUUGAUUGCGUGGAUAAGUAUGGCAAUACUCCUCUCCACGUUGCUGCUAAGUACGGCCAUGAACUGCUGAUCAGCACUCUGAUGACCAACGGAGCAGACACGGCCAGACGUGGGAUCCAUGGAAUGUUCCCCUUGCACUUAGCUGUGCUGUACGGGUUUUCAGACUGUUGUCGCAAGUUACUCUCCUCAGGUCAGCUGUAUAGUAUAGUUUCAUCUAUGAGUAAGGAGCACGUACUAUCGGCUGGGUUUGACAUAAACACCCCUGACAACUUUGGGAGGACCUGUCUACACGCUGCUGCCUCUGGAGGAAAUGUUGAAUGUCUGAACUUGCUCUUAAGUAGCGGUACCGACUUGAAUAAGAGAGACAUAAUGGGAAGGACACCGUUGCACUAUGCGGCUGCUAAUGGGAGGUACCAGUGCACUGUGACCCUGGUGAGCGCUGGCGCUGAGGUCAACGAGCCUGAUCAGACAGGCUGUACUCCCCUGCACUACUCUGCCGCCUCUCAAGCCUUCAGCAGAGUUGAUCGUCAUUUUUCUGGGAACCAUCAGAACGAUGAGGACGAGGCAAAGGAGUCGUACUUCUGCUUGGAGCAUCUUUUGGACAAUGGUGCUGAUCCAUCGAUGGUCAACUCAAAGGGUUACAGUGCUGUUCACUAUGCAGCUUACCAUGGCAACAAACAGAACCUGGAGUUGCUCCUGGAGAUGUCUUUUAAUGCACUAGGAGACAUAGAGAGCAGUAUUCCAGUCAGUCCACUGCAUCUUGCUGCUGAUAAGGGCCACUGGCAGGCGCUGCGUGUGCUGACAGAGACUGCAGCUUAUGUGGAUAUGCAGGACGCUGCAGGCCGUUCUGUGCUCUACUUGGCUGCCCAGAAAGGCUACACCCGAUGUGUGGAGGUGCUGUUGGCUCAGGGGGCCUCCUGUCUCCUCAAUGACAACCGCUGCAUGUGGACUCCAAUUCAUGUUGCAGCUGCCAAUGGUCACACAGACUGCCUGCGCAUGAUGAUUGAUUAUGGAGAGGAGGGGGAUCUCAUCAACAUUGCAGACAAAUUUGGCCAGACGCCUCUGAUGCUAGCUGUUCUGGGAGGUCACACUGACUGUGUCCACUUCCUGCUGGAGAAGGGAGCCUUGCCAGAUGCUAAGGACAAAAGGGGCAGCACAGCUUUGCACAGAGGGGCGGUUUUGGGUCAUGAUGACUGUGUGACAGCCCUGCUGGAGCACAAAGCUUCUGCACUUUGUCGGGACGCCCAGGGUAGCACACCGCUGCACUACGCUGCAUCCAGAGGCCAUACAGAGAUCCUGGCUAGUGUGAUGCAGGCCGCCAUGGCAACAGACCCACAAGAUAAACUGCUGGACAACAAACAAUACACCCCAUUACACUGGGCUGCUUACAAAGGGCAUGAAGACUGUUUGGAGGUUUUACUUGAAUUUAAAACAUUUAACCAUGAAGAGGGAAAUCCUUUCACCCCCCUGCACUGUGCUCUGAUAAAUGGCCACAGCGGUGCUGCAGAGAGGCUGCUGGAAUCUGCUGGGGUCCACAUGAUUAACACCAGAGAUGCCAAAGGAAGGACCCCACUGCAUGCUGCUGCAUUUGCGGAGGAUGUUGCAGGACUUCAGCUGGUGCUUCGCCAUGGGGCAGAGAUCAAUACAGUGGACAAAAGUGGGCGCUCUGCUCUGAUGGUAGCCGCUGACAAGGGACACAGUGGCACCGUGGCCAUCCUCCUUCACCGGGCCAAGGCUGACCUGACACUGCUGGAUGAAAACAGGAACACUGCCCUGCACCUGGCCUGCAGCAAGGCUCAUGAGAUGUGUGCCCUGCUGAUUCUGGGGGAGAUCCACAGUCCAACACUCAUAAACGCCACCAACAGCGCUCUGCAAAUGCCCCUCCAUCUGGCAGCACGUAACGGCCUGGCUACGGUGGUGCAGGCACUGUUGAGUAGAGGAGCCACGGUGCUGGCUGUGGAUGAGGAAGGCCACACCCCAGCCCUGGCCUGUGCUCCCAACAAGGAUGUGGCUGACUGCCUGGCUCUGAUCCUCUCUACCAUGAAGCCUUUCCCCCAGCGGGACCCUUCCUCCUGCUCCUGCUCCUCUCCCACCGUCUCCCAAUCCCCGGGUCUCAACUUGCUGAAGCACUGCGGCAUCACCGCCACCUGCGCCCCCCUGCCCAGCAAUGGCCUCCACAAUGGCUACGUCAAAGAUCGUCACGGUGCACCGGUUGGCCUGGACGGGUGUCUGUCUGAGUGAGGUCUGGUGCCCCCCUCAGUCAGCUGCUAUCACCAUCAUCACCACUGGGGGAGGGGGGGACUGGGGGGGGCUCCCUUUAACAUGGCCCUGAGGACCAGGAGAGCACCCACCCUCAUGUCUGUUCUGUGUAUGUACGUGUUUGUGUGUCUGUGUGUGCGUGAGUGUUUGGUCUUCUCUUGAGGUGCAGUCAAACCUAAUAUGCAAUUAGAUCCCAUUCCUCCAUCUCCUAGUAGUGCUUAAUAUAUAGAGGCGUUAUUGCUCUACAAGGUCACUCAAAUGAAGUGUGGCAUCCAAAACAAACACUAGCAAUCUGGCCAUCUCUAAACCAUUUAACCCUUUAAAACCACAUUGACAUAAUUAUAUAACUGACAUCUAAGAGCAUGGAUAUUGCUGUAACCUCGACUGUCUUACUAUUCAUAUCAUUCAAUAGAAAAGUCAUAUCAUGUUUAAUGAUUUGUGGUGACCUUGUAGAGGAACGCAGAGCCUUCCCAAAAGAACGAUCAAAGAAUUUCUUUGUUUGUUUUUUGAUUAUUUUUUUUCCUUUCUUUUUUUUUUUUUUGUUUUUGUUUUUUUUAUUGUCCGUUAGCUUAGAUUUUUAUGAAGGAACCACACAAGGGAAAAUCUAAAUUUUGCUUAAGAGUGCAAUGCUUGUGUACUACAGUACAAUCUGAAAAAUUUGGAAAAGGGUCACAAUGAUGUUAAUUCCAUAGUGUACUUUAAAUGUACGGCCUAGAAUUGUUUGGCAUUUUAAGAUAAUUUGGUAAUGCUGCUGAAUACGUUAGCACGUCUCCUUCCAAAGGAGAGCCAUGCUCGGGUCAGCAUUGUAACAUCGGUUUGUUCUUAAUGCUGACUUCAUGUUUUAAAGAUGCUAAAUAAGUGUUUGUUAAGCUAGAAUGUUUCUAAGCAUAUAACUUAUGACCAAAGUUGAUCAACACUAUUAUGGCUAUAAAUUAUUUAUUUGAGAUGAACUGUACUGUAUAGAGAAAGACAAUAGAUCUUGAUAUACCUCGUCAACUCGUUUAGCAGCUGCUUCAUCUUCACCCAGGGUCCGUAGGCCUAACGUUCUCUUUUUGUAGGACUAGAGAACUACUGUAAGAUAGUGACUGACUGAGGCCUUGUUUAUUUCUAGAUGAAGGCUUUACUAGUAAUAUCUGCCAACAACACCUCAUCAAAGCAUCAUAUAUCUGAGCACAUAAGUGAACAAGCCAUUUCAAUUAAGUUCCCAUCUCUUAAACAGUGUUUUUUGGAAAAGACUUCAUUGAAUUGAAUUCAAUUUGAAUGGCCUAAUUAUCGAAAGAGAGCAAUCAGUUUUGGUUUUUAGGCACUCAUGAUGUUUUUUCUUUGUGUUUUUGAAGUUGAACUGGCCAUCGGCAUUGCAGUUUUAACAAGCUUUCACUAAAGGAAUUUUUCUCGGAGCUGGCGAACUAGUCUUAAACAUCUGAUAGCUCAUAUCUCAACUCCUCGGUGGUCAAUUCCGAUCAAUUUGAACCGAUAAAGAGUGUUGUCUGCUAUUUUUAUUGGGCAGUUUUCAAGCAAUAUUUUCUUUUGGCCUUUUUGUUUUAAUGUUCUUGAAUAGACAAUCACUGUCACAAGGGCUUUUGUUUCCCUGGAAUGUGUUUAAUUUUUCAUUUUUUUUCUGUUUCUCUUUAUUAUUUCAUGAAAAGUUACCUAAAGACUAAACGAAUGGCUUUGUUUGUGCCGGGCAUUUUACUGUCAGUGUCAACACAAAUGCACUGGAUUGCCUUUACGGCGUCUCAUGAAAUGCCUUUUGACCCAUGCCUUCCGUAACGCAUCAUUUCAUUUGGAUUGCUUAACGGCAGAGUAUGAUUAGCCUUGAGAUCUUUCCACCCAUUUGAUAGCGACAGCAUUGAACCACGUAGUAUCCAGUGGAAAAUGAAUUUGCUUGGCAUAUUUGAUAUGUUCCAGCAUUAUCAGUGACCAGGGAGUUGAUAUCCCUUAUAGAAGCAAAUAGGGCUAAGAGGAAAAGGAGAGGGAUCUUAGCUUAGGCCAAUACCUGUUGUUUAGAUUUCAGGAAUAGCAGAAAUCCAAAUAUGUGCUUUUUCUUCUUCUUUUUGUUUUGUUUGUUUUUUUUGGGGUUUUUUUGUUUUGUUUUGUUUUGUUUUUGGUGUUCAUUUUGUUGUCUCCUCAUCCCAUUUCUGGUACUAAGCAUACUAAAGAUGAUUGUAUUGGACCACUAGAGCUGUUUGUGACGUUUAGAUGUUAUCUUUAUGCUAUUUUGUCAUUUUUACUUUUUUAGACCAUCUGCUGGUGGUUAAAUUACACUGAGUCAGAUUGUUUUCAUUGGUGUGAUAACUUCAUAUCCACUGGUAAUGAAGUGGCACAAUUGCACACAUUAGAUGACUGGAUGAGAGAUGAGGACCUAGAUCAGGCUGUGUCGUUAAAUACCCCUGCGAAAAGUCUUUAAUGUAUUUUUGCUUCAUUUACUAAAAGACCAUUUCGGAGCAGUAAUCACUCAGUAAUUGACCUCCAUAACUGAUUACCAUAACUGACUGAAUUGGUGACUCCCCCCAGCUUUUGUUCUAUUGCGCAAUUUAUAAUUUCUAGGAGAGCAGUUGUAUUAUUAAUAUUAGGAAUAGGUACAUAAUUUUUUGUAAUCUCAGGAUCUGUGCUGAAGCAGCAGGCAGAAUUUAUUAAUCCAAUCAGAUCGCAGCAGGAUGAUUAUGUCUACAUUAUUUGAUGGGAUGUUCUGUAAUUUAAUUCUUUUUUAACCCUAAUCCCACAGCACUUAAUUAGAUAGUCGAGCACGCACUUUAGUACAUUCAGGUUCUAAGUGUGCAAAAUAGAGCAGAUGUAAUGUAUGUACUUAUGUUUACAUGCAUGUGUGUUGCUGCUGAGUACAGGAAGGAAGAGUUUCUAAAGACAAGCAAAGGCUGCAACACAAUUGUACUCAAACAAUGCAUUAUUUAAAAAAAAAAAAAAAAAAAAAAAGCAAACAAAAAAAACAUGUGCACUGUCUCUAAGUACUUCUUGACAGUGUCCACUGCCCACUGACUUUUUUUUUUUUUUUUUUUGUUAUCUGUUUCUGGGCAACCGACCCAAAAAAGUGACAAGAUUACAUUACCCAGCCUGCUGUUAAUACUACAGACUCUGGCCUAAGUCACUCGGUCAGUCCAGUGAAACAGACACCUCAGGCUGGCUCCGCAAAAUACUCCACAUGCUCUCUCUGUCCCUCUGUAGGUGCUGUCUGUUUGGGCAGGGAUUGUUUUCUCUUGUGAUGUCUUUAUCUGACCAGUAAAUGGAGCCAUCGCCCCUGCAGCUGUACAAGUUGCAACUGAAUCCUUGUGUUGUAUCACAGUAUUCUUAUACAUGCUUUUUUUUUUUUUAAUUUGCAUAUACCAGUGCUAACUGAGUGAUUGUGCAUGAAGCUAGCUCACAAUUUUGGUUUAGUAACAGUUAACAAGUGGCGCAUAUACAAUAUAUAUAUCUGGAGUCAGAAAUGGAAAGCAAUGAAAGGUCCAAUUGUAGCAAUAGAGAGUGUGUGUAAUCGUGUGCAGCACAGAUAUUGCACUGCCAUCCAUUUAGGCCAAUUCAGUAAAUCAUAGCAUAAAUGCCAAUGGAAGAUUUAAAUGCGGGUUAGAUGUUAUAACCUUUGGUCGCAAAUAAGGCCUGUUUGCCAAAACGUGUCGAGAGGGGAAACACCUCUUAGUAAAGCAGCAAUGGAUUUAUGCAUAUGUUCAAGCAGUUUACAGUCUGACCAUCAAAUCUGAGCCAUGAAUUUUUUGACUGAAAUGAAUGUAGGGUCAGUUUAGAGCAGGGCAAUUAGCUUUCUCCCGACUUUAAACUGUUGCUCUUCAUUUGUCUUGCGUAGAUAUGAUUAUACAGGUAGCAUGUAAUAACCUAAUUCUCUACAUAUUAUACAGUAUGUGUUGUAGUCUUCCUGCAUUGAGGGUCUGGAUAGGUUUUUUUUUUCCCCCUUGGCAUUAUUGUUGGAGUGUAGACCUGCUGUUGUGUAAUAUCGCUCUUCUUUCUCUAUACAUUUGUGUGGAGUGUAGCCUACAAGGUAAACAGAGGACAAGAGUUCAGAUGAAUUUUAACAUUCAUGUUCAUCCAUUCCAUUGAGAUUGCCUUACAGUACAGUAAAACAAGACGGACAAAAAGGUCUGCAGAAGCAAACUCGUAAAUAGCCUAUAUUUGACAGAAAUGCACCUAAGCUACACCCAUUUAGUGCCAUAGAAACCUUUAUUUGCCUUUAGACAUAAAUCAUACUUAUUGGUCAGUAACUUAUUCAGAAGUAGGCAGGAUUAUUAUUAUUUUUUUUUUUUUUUUUGGAGCUGCAUGAUUUUUCACCAAUUAUAUUAGUCAAGGAAAAACUAUAUAAAUAUUUGCAUGGGAUAUUAGUACUUAAAUGCAAGUAUUCUGUUAAAAUUGGUGUUGGUAGAGUCUAUUGUAUAAUUGGACAUUUUUGAAGAAUAUAGUUAGUCCCUUUGGUAUUGGCAAAGCAGUCCCUAGGUUGUGUGUUUAUAUAACAAGAUGGUUUAUAAUGUGUGUUACCAGGAAAAAAAACAAAAACAUUUUUGAUGUCCACAGAAAGCAUGGUAUAUACAGUAUAGAAUUGAUUUGCCUCUAUGGAUGUCUUGGUUCUUACUUGAAGUAAAUGGCAAAUUUCAAUUCAACACUCUGAUCCACUGUUGAGCCUUUUGCCUUAAAAUCUGAAUAAGGAAACGGCACCUGGCAGUACCUGAUAAGUUGCAUCACCUGUAGAGUUAUGCUACUUGGUUGGAUUGCUUAAAAAAAAAAAAGAAUUUUUGGCUAAUUUUGGUCUUACAGACAUCCUUGGGUGUCGAGAAGCACACAAAUCAAUUGAGGUAGCACAUAGCUCGAGGUUGCCAUGGUGCAGAGAUUGUUUCUGAGAGGUUAGGAUAUCGCCAUAUUUGCCACUGUGAAUGAAUGAAUUCAGAAUUCACUCGUAAACAAUCAGCUUUGGCCUCGCUGUCAUCCAGAGCCAAAGGACACUGGGGAUGAAAGUGGUGUACCUCGCAAAAUAUUGAUGGAAAGGAAAUUCUUAUGACAAAAUGCUUGUACAGCUAUGCUAACAAAGAGUUAAAAUCUUGUGAUCCAUUUUGUUGUGGGUAGUGUAAUUCUGCUUAAACCAGCCUAAAUCAGAGAUGUAUCUAUGCGGAAGUGUUAGAUUAGUGUCGGCAGAUGUCUCAUGUUUUUCUACCUUACAAAGGGGCAGCCAACUGCACCUUGUACUUUUUAUUGGACCUGCAGUUUUACCUCAUCAGUGAUAUUUUGUGUGAUGACGCUGACAUUUAUCCUCUGUGAUUUCUUCUCGAUUUUCCUGAUGCCAGUCGUGUAGAUUUCUCUCUUGUAGUUUGUGUGGGUGUGUGUGAGAGAGAGAGAGUGAGUGACUUUUCAAUAUACGCGUGUCAAACCUGAACAUGCACAAGUCCCUUUUUUUUUUUAAGAACAGAAAAGCGUAGUUAACCAUGUUUCUCUUCAUUACAACCAACAGACGAGUCGAUUUUCUGGCGCAGGUCUUAUAGGGCGAUGGGUCUAGUCUUAUUUAAGGUGGGAGAUGAAGGUAGCUAUGAAACUUUACCUCUGUAAGUCAAAACAAUACAGUUUUACUGUAUGACUAAUGCUAGUUUGACCGCCUUCCCUGCCUGGUUAUUCAUUUCCCCCCACCAAUAGGACCUGUGUAAUAUCGAGCACAGUGGUGGCAUGGUGCCUUUUAUUUGUUACUACCGAAAGGUACGGUCUUCCAUUUGUAUUUCCCAGAAGCCUUAUGAUGGGAAAAAGAAAAUACAUUGAACGUACAAGACUUCGCUAAAUAGGCUCACAUUGAUUAUUUCAACCCUGUGUGAUCUGAGUUCUAAGAAAAAUGCCUGAAAAACUUCUGUAUUAGUCUGGAUUUCAUGAUGCAUUUCCAGUGACUGAGUGCUCCCUUUGGGUGGCAGAAUAAAUUGCACAUUACUGAUACGAUUUUAGGGCACAUCAAACUUUGAAUGGAUGGGGAUCAAUAGUACGAAAGCACAAAUCCAAAGAAGGCAUCGCUGGGCUCAGUUAGCUCUCCCAACACCAAGGAGUGAAGGAGCCUAUAGACCAAAUUGAGGCAAAGAUGAAAGGAAAAAAACAUCUGACGACUCCUCUUAAGUACAGAACACAUGAGGUUUGAUUGUCAGUAACACAUCAACUGUAGAAAGACCAUUGUCUACGACUUCAGAGCUUCUUCUGAUUGUUCUCCUCAACAGCUUUGGCAUCCGUUGACCAUCAGUAACUUCACAAUAUAAACCCAAGUUGUGAAAUGAUGCGGUACCUUCGUUCAAGAUCAAGUUUAGGCAAACUGUUUGUUGUGACUGUGUUGCAAAUUGAUUGUAGAGAUUGUUUUGUGUUAUUUAGGGUAGACUGACUACAAGUAGGUUUGCAGUAGUAGCUGUGUGCCGUGUUAAUAACAGUGUGAUCAUACUAUAGAAUUGACGUGACAUUUGUUGUCUUACCACGACAUUGAGGCAUGAAUCAUCUUCUCUCAAGCUGACCUCGUUUGAAAUAGACAAAAGAUAAAAGUGCAAUAACCUUUUGUUUAUUAUUGUUUCCUCAGUUGGAAAAAAAAUAUUUAAUAUGCCCUUUUUUUGUUAACACCAAAAGUCACUCAUCUGUAGCAAAUAAAGGAUUUCAGUUGGUCCUCUUGUUUGUGUUCAGAGAGGUGGCAUUUGAUAGUGGAGUGUUUGAUAUUCCAUUCUUAAAACUGUGAUUGAUGUCCAACUUUAAAAGCUGCCUGCUCAGAGAAAGGACUGUGCACAAGUUGACCCAUAAGAGUUGAGUAGGUGCUUUUUGUUUUCCUUCUUCUUGUGGAUGGACUUAGAUGGUAUUGUAGGUUUGGACUUCUGGUUUGUAGCCAGUAGACAUGUUCAUUUGCAUGUGUAGAUGUGUAUAUGCAUCCUCUUCCUUCUUGAAUGACACGUUUUCUCAAAAAUAUUUAGACCUGCUGUCAGUGAUGUAUGCGGAUAAAAGGAAAUAUAAAAUGCCUUAUAUUUGUUUUUCGAUAUUAAGCAUUAAGGGUUCUUGCGUGUCCCUCCCUUUUCAGCGUGUAGCCUAAAGCUUGUACAGUUAAGAAACUCUUGAGAUUUAUAUCUACUGUAUAGCCUAUGUGUUUUCAGAAUUUGUUACUCGGAGGUCCUGUGAUUGUGGUUUUAGAGAAACAUUCCCCUUGAAAGUGCCGUUUGUUUUCACCAGCAGAGGAUGUGUCUUGGGGGGGAAAAUGUAUUUACACGAAGGAAAACAAAUGUUCAGAACACUUUGCAGUGUUUACUUUGGAACCUGUUGAACUGAAUGACACAAAGUAUUUGUGCAGGUGAAAUAAGGCAGCAAUCUUCUCACGGAGCACCUUAUCGUCUUGCUCCUUCUGUGAGCCCACGAUGGAAGUAGUCUCACAUCAAACUUGAUUACUCUAAAGCAGAGCCAUAUCAGAGAAUUUGCCCAUUAGGAGCCCCCUUGAAUGUGCUAUUAGGAAUAGCCUACUGUAGGAAAGGAUGUAUAAUGCAUGUUCUGUGACAUUUUUAGUAGUGGUAGUCCCUUUGAUGUCUUUUGUUUUUAGUCCGCUUCACUGUAGAUGUUCCCACCUCAUUUCAACUCGCAAGCUAUUAACAAUCCUCUCACAACUGGACUUGAAGCAGGCUUUGAUCUGCUGCGGAGGCAGCCUUAAUUCAUUGCAGAUUUUAAAAAAUGAUAGAUAAUGGGUUGCCUGUUUUACUUUGAGUGGCUUAUUUGGGGAAAUAUAAAGGAGCCCUUGUCAUGAAGGGGAAGGACUCUGAAUCAGGGCAUGUGAUGAGUUACAAUCAAAUAAUUUCACAGUGCACCUUCACAAAAAAAUUAAAAAGUUUAAAAAAAAAAACAAACAAAAAAAAAAAACAGUUGGCUCGUCCAUCCGACAUUCCAAAGUUGAUUUCAGUUUCCACAGUCCUGUCCCGCUGAUUGAGGGAAUCGUUUAUGCUUUGCUGGUGAAUGAAGUAGGCAUGUGUGUCGAUGACAGGGUUCCCUAUUUAGCCUAACGCUGAUUACCUCAUUUAUAAAUCUGCAAAUCUACUACUCUACUGUGUGUAAAGGAGUCAGUGCCAUCACCAGCAGCGUGGUCUCUCGACCUGUGAUGACAAGAGGACCAAUGAAGUUACUCUGUUGAAAUUAGCAAAUUUAGAACAUGACUGGUCUGGAAACAUUAGGGUUAAGAUGCUCUUCAAAUUUUUUUGUAAGGCACAAUGGGCCUCCAAGAUUUCUUCAGUUAGUAAAUCACCACAGCUGCUACACCAGUCUGCAUCUGGAGUUAUCAGGAAAGCGGCAGAUACAAUACUUAGGUUUUUGUGGGAUGUUUUAAUUUGGUGGUCAAAUGAUAUUGCACAUAAUUUUACAAAGAAAAGGUGAAAAUCUACCAAUUCAUUUGUUAAGCAUUGCUCCUUAAAUGCUGACUGGAAUAGCAACUGUUGGCACUAGCAUGGUUCAAGAGGUUGAGCCGAAGCCUGGCGCAUCUCACUAUUAUUUAAGUGAACGAUCAUGUUAGCAUCACUUGCUGUUUUUCAGUAGCAUUUCUCCUACCUCCUUGUUUUGCAGCCUUGAGCAUUGUUUGUCUCUCCACCUGUUCUGACUUAAAAAAAAAAAAUCUAUUGACAGUACGGGAAUACAGAUUUAUCAUAAGCAAUGGUAGUUAUACAUUAAAAGUGUGCUUGAUUGUGCUGUAUGUGUAUAUGUCUGUUUGACGUUGGAAAAAAAAAUAUUUAUGAGAAGCAUUUAUACGACAAAAUACCACUGGAAUGUGAAGCCAGACAAUGUUAUGAUGCAGAUUAUGAUGAUAGUCUAUCCCCUUUAACAUUCAGUGGUGAAUGGUCAGACGACUCAUCUUCCUGAAAAUAAAUAACCAUGCAUUGGCUUUUAUUAACACCAUCUAUUUCUUUGGUUUCCUCUUGUCCAUAUACUUCCCUGUUUAGACUAAUAUACAUUAUUUCAACGUUUACAGCUUCAUUAUGGGUCAGCCAUCUAUUGCCCUGCAGUUAUAAUGAUACCACAGGUCACAGAUAGUAAGAUAGUAAGGUGGAUUUGUAAUUCUGUAUGAGGGCGAGUUUGAGCCCUUCGAGCCGUAUGCCUUCGAAUCCAUCUGUCCGCUCCCAACCAAAUUCUGCUAGAUAGGCGUCUGUCUCCACACUGCCCCGACAUUUUACAUUCAGUUUGACUACAAGGGGUACAGGACAAGGUGAAAGGUUUGAGGUUUUCUGACCAGGGCCCCCUAUCUACCCACUGCCCCUUGCGCCCACCCACAUGCCUAAUCCAGGACAAGACCAGUCCCACCCCCUGUCACCCACCCACUGUUUCACCUAAACCUCAAGCCAUUCAUUUUUUUGUUUUGUUUUUUCAACAAUGCAAUCCUGAAAGCACUUUGCCUUGUUAUUCCUUUGUGUGAACAUGUGAAUGAUAAUUUGUUACAAAAAUGUUAAAUAUGUAAAAGAUCAUUCACUGUUUUGGAAAAACCUGCAUCUGUCUUUCUGACGUUAAAAGAAAAAAAAAAAACAAUUUAGUGACAUUAAACCUGAAUCUAUUUUAUAAAAUGUUUGCUGCAGCCAAUUGGUCUUGUCAUUCAGUAUUGUGGCUUAGGGUUGUUUGUGUUCAAUAAAGUGCUAUUGCUAAAUA
Messenger RNA from Scatophagus argus, 13070 nucleotides. RefSeq names its product ankyrin repeat domain 52a (gene ankrd52a). The transcript is spliced from 28 exons. The coding region runs from base 201 to 3434 and encodes 1077 amino acids. The record is from RefSeq and is a predicted model, not a curated record. Lineage: Eukaryota; Metazoa; Chordata; Actinopteri; Scatophagidae. Gene Ontology annotation, molecular function: protein binding.